UCCUUCCAUCAGCCGAGCCUUCACACUGCACAUGCGCAGUCACGAUCGCAGUGUACGUCACCGGAUGUUGCGUCACCUCUUAGUUCUUCUUCUGACGUGUCUCAAACUGCGUGUCUCCGGUGGUGCUCGUGUGCGAUCAUCUGUCUGUCGUUGCCUUGAAAACAGAUUACGUGGGAGCAAGAUGCUAGAUUUCUUCACCAUCUUCAGCAAAGGGGGGAUUGUGUUGUGGUGUUUCCAGGGGUCAGGGGUCACCGAGUCCUUCACCGGCCCGGUGAAUGCCUUGAUCCGCUCCGUGAUUCUGCAGGAGCGCAGCGGAAACACGUCGUUCACUCACGGCGCGCUGAGCCUCAAAUACAAGCUGGACAACGAGUUUGAGUUGAUUUUUGUGGUGGGUUUUCAAAAGAUCCUGACGCUGACGUAUGUGGACAAGUUGAUAAAUGAUAUUCAGCUCCGUUUCCGGGAUCGUUACAAGAACGAGCUGGAGCACAAGGGCGCGCUGAAGCUUCUCACCAACAGCUUUGACUUCGGCGAUGACUUCAGGAUGCUUCUCAGGGAGGCGGAGGAGAGCAGCAAAGGCCGCACGGUCGCCAUGAAGAACUUUAAAGAGUCUGCCAAAUCCCAGAAAACGGUCAAAUCUAUGAUCGAGAGCAAAGGUGGCGACGAAGGCAAAGACCAGGGUGGACGCAAGAGUAAAGCAGCCAAAAAAGAAGCAGCUGCAGAAGCCGGCAAAAAAGAUGGCGGGAAGGCGGCCGUGGCCAAGGCGCUGGAGAAUGGUGACCACGGCCUGAGUCCCGAGGAGGCCAUGCAGAGGAGGAGAGACGAGUUCUUCCGCAUGCGCACAGCGAGGGCUGAGAAGUCCAGCAAGUCUCCAAAGCCUCAGAAGCCCAGGGAGAAGGUGAUGCGGGUCUGGGACAUGGGCGGCAGCUCCACCAAGAACCUGGACUACAGCGAAAGAAACGGAGAUGGUUCCCACAAUGGAGAGCAUCCCGACGGAGGCCUUAAUGAACCGGAGAUGCAGCUGAGCUCCAUGAGAGGAGACCUGCCAUCUGUGGAUUAUGAAGAGAGUGAGGAGGAGGACGAGGAGGAGGAGGAGGAGGAGCAGGUGGAGAAGGAAGAGAGGGUUCAUCCAACCAGCCAAGCGAGCUCCAAGAAAGGUGGUGGCUUCGGAGGCAUGCUGGGAAUGUUGCGGGGUCUGGUGGGCUCCAAGAGUCUGACCCAAGAGGACAUGCAGCCCAUUUUGGAGAAGAUGAGGGAGCACCUCAUCGCCAAGAAUGUAGCCGCCGAGAUCGCCUCGCAGCUGUGCCGCUCUGUGGCCCAGAAACUGGAGGGCAAAGUCAUGGGCACCUUCACCACUGUGGCCUCCACCGUGAAGCAGUCGCUGCAGGAGUCGCUGGUGCAGAUCCUGCAGCCCAAGCGGAGGGUGGACAUCCUGCGAGACGUCAUGGAGGCGCAGAGCCAGAGGAGGCCCUUCGUCAUCACCUUCUGUGGCGUCAACGGCGUGGGGAAGUCCACCAACCUGGCCAAAAUCUCCUUCUGGCUCAUCGAGAACGGCUUCUCGGUGCUGAUCGCCGCCUGCGACACCUUCCGCUCCGGAGCGGUGGAGCAGCUGCGCACCCACCAGCGGCGCCUCAACUCGCUCCACCCUCCGGAGAAGCACGCGGGGCGCCAGGUGGUGCAGCUCUACGAGAAGGGCUACGGGAAGGACGCCGCUGGGAUAGCCAUGGAGGCCAUCGCUUACGCCCGUAACCAGCGCUUUGACGUGGUGCUGGUGGACACAGCCGGACGCAUGCAGGACAAUGUCCCGCUGAUGACGGCCCUGACCAAGCUCAUCGCCGUCAACAUGCCCGACCUGGUGCUGUUUGUUGGGGAGGCGCUGGUGGGCAACGAGGCGGUGGAUCAGCUGGUGAAGUUCAACAAGGCGCUGGCGGAUCACUCCAUGUCUGAGAAGCCGCACCUCAUCGACGGCAUCGUUCUCACCAAGUUCGACACCAUCGAUGACAAGGUGGGCGCAGCCAUCUCCAUGACCUACAUCACGGGGCAGCCCAUCGUGUUUGUGGGCACCGGCCAGACCUACAACGACCUGCGCAGCCUCAACGCCCGCGCCGUGGUCAGCGCCCUGAUGAAGGCUUGAGGGGACGCCCCCCUCACCCCCUCAUGCUUCAGCAGAAGACGCCGCUCAAGUACCUCGCAUCAUCAUCGAAGCUAGCAAAUCGGACCUAAGCUGUUAUUGCAUCGGGAAAACGGUUCCCACAGUUCAACUCUGCCGAUCAGGCCUUCUGCUCCCGUUGGUUUGUCCGGAGGCUCGAAACAAGCUGGAAGGUCGCUGUGCCUGUCGGCCUCCUGCCACCACCACGGUGGAGAGGAGGUCACGUCAUGUGUUUGAAUCUAUGGUCUGGAGAAGAUCCCGAGGAGCUGACCAAGAUUCACGAGGACCUUUCUUAUUUCAAUGUUCAGGCUGAAACUCUUGAGUUGGAUUCUUGCUUUCAACCUCGAUUCACUUCGCCUAUGGAGAAGUGAGACCCUUUCAUUUGUGGUAAAGAAGUUCUACGGAAGAGUCGCUCUAAUUUAUAAGGAUGUUUCUAAAUAAAGCUGCUGUUAUAAUCGUA
This is a messenger RNA of Synchiropus splendidus (mandarinfish), 2606 nucleotides long. RefSeq names its product SRP receptor subunit alpha (gene srpra). Gene Ontology annotation, molecular function: signal recognition particle binding; GTPase activity; GTP binding. NCBI's taxonomy places the organism in Eukaryota, Metazoa, Chordata, Actinopteri, Syngnathiformes, Callionymidae. The transcript is spliced from 15 exons. The record is from RefSeq and is a predicted model, not a curated record. Gene Ontology annotation, biological process: SRP-dependent cotranslational protein targeting to membrane. Bases 32 to 2131 code for a protein of 699 amino acids. Gene Ontology annotation, cellular component: signal recognition particle receptor complex; endoplasmic reticulum membrane.